Protopolystoma xenopodis is the source of this 276-nucleotide messenger RNA. The record is from the annotation of a GenBank genome assembly. Lineage: Eukaryota; Metazoa; Platyhelminthes; Monogenea; Polystomatidea; Polystomatidae.
AUGUCAAUAGAUUUGGAAAGAGGGAAAGGGGCAGAGAGAUCAGAACAAGGUGAGAGUUUAGAGGGAAAUUUUCUUGCCUCGUACUAUGCUUAUAGAAGAGUAUACGCCCACCAAAGACUUAUGGCCCGGGCAGAGAGCAGCACCUGUACCUAUCCACCGCCACCGCCACCGCCACCGCACCGCUUUGGAGCCAUUAAUUCUGGUAUCCACAGCGAAGCAAAGCAGACAACUAAUCAAUCAUACAAGCAGGACAGCAACCGUGCCUCUCUUGACUGA